UAUCACUCAUCGUAAUUCCACGACAUUCUCAUCAGCGAGGACAAGACGGAAAUUCACCGCCAAAAAGCCGCGUGCGGCAAAACGUGUAUCGACGAGGGGAUUCGUACCGGAGGGGAGCCAGAGCUUAGGUACCGCCGAUAGCGUCGUUCCCGUUCGAUCGAAUUUCGGGCUGCGUUUCCUGUGCUAUAGCGGUAUUUCAAACCACAGCUAACUACUGCCUCGUCACCGAAAAGAAUUUUCCAGCAUUUUCACGGUUUAUCGCCUCGAUUAGAAAAAAUGUCUUCACGAUACCGAGAAUGGGACCUUUCUUGCAAAGUUUACGUUGGCAACUUGGGCAGUAGUGCAAGCAAACAUGAAAUAGAAAGUGCAUUCAGCAAGUACGGCCCUCUGAGAAAUGUGUGGGUUGCCAGAAAUCCACCUGGAUUUGCUUUUGUUGAAUUUGAAGAUCCUAGGGAUGCUGAAGAUGCGGUCAGAGGACUUGAUGGAACUCGCUGCUGUGGAACAAGAGUUAGAGUAGAGAUGUCAUCUGGCAGAAGUCGCCGCGGUGGUGGAGGACGCAGGCCUGCUUCACGUUACUCAAGAUCUCGAUCUCGCAGCCCUCGUAAAAGGUCCAUAGGUCGUUAUGGAAGAUCCUCUUCAAUUAGCCCUCGAAGAUCCCCAGACUACCGAGCCAGAUUGCACCAGCGUCAGGUCAUAGCUCUGCUCGUCUCCCCGCCACUACUACUACUACUGCUACUACUACUACCACUACUACUACUACUACUACAGCCACCGUGAAAAAGCAAUCAAACAUCUAGCAAUCAAAACCGAACAAAAUAUUGCCUGUCUGCCCACUAACCAGUCUCCCAACCAGUCACCAUCAGUCACCACCAGUCGAAUUCGCCAAUCGUCAUCACCGCCUAGUGCAGCCUAAGUCGUCCGAUCGACAGACUGAACGUUCUCGACGGAACGCUAAGUCUGACAGUCGCUCGUCUCGCUGAUGUCGUCAAGCCCCCCGACAAUACAAAAUUAUAGAAAUAAACAGACUCCACCGAUGAGAGCAAUAUGAAAAAAACGUACAGAACAAUCAUAGGACUUCUUCGAUCAACGCGAUACUUCAAUUCUUCAAUACUUCUUCCAUCGAAAUUACGUCUGUCCUGACUUCUACCACUGCUCUCCGACCAUUCUGCAAAAGUCAUGCCAUCACGUGUUUACCUUAAGCUGUGACGUCUGAUCGCCACAUCUCGUCUUCGAGCUUCCGGCAAAGCAAAUGCGCAUUCACGACCUGUUUGUUAAAAACCAACUACCAUCCCAUCCAACCAACUACCACCACUACCAACCACCACAUUCAAAGUUAUCUGGUCACGCUCACGCAGUCCACGCAGAAGAUCGUUGACACGCAGCCGCAGCCGAGACCGCCGUUCUCGUUCAGACUCUCGUGACAGACGGUAUUAAAUACAAACGACACCACGAAACUUGCAUAUUCGAUACACAGAUUAGAUGAAUGGUGUGUCCAGUCUUGUUGCAAAACUGUAGAAUGGAUCAGUGCGAUAAAUACAGGUGUGAUCCCCGUCUUAAAUUUCAAUGUCAAUGACUUUUCACCGGAAACGACUUGUAGCCCAUCGAGUAAUUUUUACAAGCGCGCAUAGAGGGAAACGCGAGUUCAUGAAAUUAGCUACGGAAUACAAUGAUUAUUAUUUGCUGAAAAAUUAGCCCUUCGUUGAGAGUUGCAUCAUUAUGAUGAUGGUAUAUGCAUGUACAUUGUUGUGUGCAGGUUAAGGAUUGACGGGACGCUAUUGUGCAGCGCCAAUUCUCGAGUAUAGAAUAAGAUUAGUGACAAAGGGAAAGAAUACUUCGAUUUGUAUAUACUCUAAGAGGGGACGCACUAUUUUUCAUUUAGAAGCAAUUAUUGUUGCAUAGUAUUUUUCACAGAAGAAGACACAUUCAAACACAACCACAGAGAAUAUUGUAAUCAAUAGAACAAAACAUGAACUAUUGAAUAUAUACGCGCAUAUACAACAAAAUGCUUAUUAUCUGUAUUUAUCGAUUAUCAAACAUGUGGUUAUCAAACAAGUAAGGUAAGCGUGAAGUAAUUUUUAACUCUCAUACAAUAAAUGUGUAAACAACAUGAUUCACCUAUUUGUAUCACUUUUUAUAUAGUUUGAAGCUAAUUUAAGUUUUUAUACACUGAAUUUGCCAAAAACACUCUUUCGUAGACAGUUAAAUGCCAGAUUUUGAUUUUCAAUUCAUAGGAACUUCAUUCUGAGUUAUUUUAGAUGAAGAAAACUAUUAAUUAUGCAAAAUUAAUUUGAUUUUAAUUUUGUACAUGAUUUGUAUGGAAAUAUAUGAAAUAAGAACGUCAAAAAAAAAAAACAUCAUUUACAAAAAUAGAAAAUAAAACAUCUGUUUUGCGUAAUUAAUUAGAUAACUACGAAAUCUCGUAAAAACCUUGUGUUAAGAAAAUGUAAUUCCUACUUAAUAAGUAAAUUCUUUGUCAUUUUAUAAGCGUAUUGAAACACUGCGCUGGCAUGUAUUUUGAUAUUACAUACAAAUUUUCUUGCAAAAAAUUCAACCCAUGUAAGAGCUUAUGUAAAAUAGAAAAAUAAGAUACCAACAAUUUCAAAAAAUCGUAUUCUCAAAAGCGCAAAAUGAUUAGUGACACUGAAUCAGUAAAAUUACAAUUCGCAAAAAACUAUCGCAGUAAAAUAUUGCAAACUAUCACUUUAUUAUUGUAAAGCGAUCAAACUCGUCUCAUUACUAUUUUCUUUAUGAUUCAUUAAAAAAAUAAAAUAUAUCUAUAUAUAUGAAUAUAUAUAUAUAUAUAUAUAUAUAUAUACACUUUGAAAUUUAAAAUCACAAUUAAUUUGUAAAUUAUUUUAUUAAUGAGUUUGAUUUCUCAAUAAAAAUAAUUAAAAUUCUCAAGUUUCAUAUUUCUUUAUUUGGAAAAAACGGAAUUAUAGCUUAUGUAGGUAACAUUAAGUUAAGUGAGUUCUAUAGUUAUUUAAGUAUCUAUUUGAGUCACAUUAUUUUAUGUACAAAAUAUUGAUACCUUGUUUUUUAUUAGAAUCAAUAUUAAUUAAACGCGAGUUUAGGUACCUAUAAACAAAAUUAGAUAUUAUUGAACUAAAUUUUAUGCCCCAGAUUAAUUUUUGCCAAUUGUUUAUAAAUUUACCACACAUUAAUCGAUUUCGUAAUGUACUUUGAUCCUUCCUGUUAAUUUAAAUAUUAAAAUACAGUUAACAAUAUAAAGUUAAUGACAGAAACAUUUUUUCGCUUUAAAUUCUGGCUAAAUAUUAAAAUAUGAUCUGCCUAUAUCAAUUACAUCUUCAAGCAAUACAAUUUGACAUAUCUUGUAGCACAAAUAUAAAAAUGAUUGACUAAGUAAUUUAACUAGAGGGGAGAAAUACCAUUGAAGGAAGAGUGGUUUUGGCAUUUGUAACACAGGAAACAUUUGUCUCCUUCAAUGAAUAUGAAUCCUUUAUUUUUCUUUGUCAAAAAUGUGAUGCUACACAACAAAAUAUUAAAAUGAAUUCUUAACACUU
Nasonia vitripennis (jewel wasp) is the source of this 3521-nucleotide messenger RNA. It is a transcript of the gene Rbp1, whose product is annotated as RNA-binding protein 1. Gene Ontology annotation, molecular function: RNA binding. Gene Ontology annotation, cellular component: nuclear speck. The record is from RefSeq and is a predicted model, not a curated record. The transcript has 7 exons. Gene Ontology annotation, biological process: mRNA splicing, via spliceosome. The coding region runs from base 277 to 777 and encodes 166 amino acids. Lineage: Eukaryota; Metazoa; Arthropoda; Insecta; Hymenoptera; Pteromalidae.